AUGGUAAAUGAAAAGGAAUUUUGGAAAAAAAUUUGUGAAAAUAUACCACGAUAUAAAAAAAGAAAAUUUAGAGUGGUUCCUGCCUUUACCAUACAAGCAAUGCAGGAUAACACAGUAGUUGCUGAUCCACCACGAGUUGAAAUAUAUAAAUGGUGUCGUCCAAAACCAUCUCAAUUUCGAAAAUAUUAUGAACGUGGUGUAUUUCCUAUUUCAAUAGAAAACGAUGCUUCUGGAUUAAAAGUUAAUUGGAAAGAAGAUAUAUCAAGUUUAGAUUUUCAUUAUUAUUUACCUCUGUUCUUUGAUGGUUUGGUAGAAGAAGAGCAACCUUAUAAACAUAUAGUAGAACAAUGUAUCUCCGAUUUGUUAGAUCAUGGAGGAUCAAAAAUAUUACCUGUUGUUCCAAAAUUGAUUAUUCCUAUCAAAAAUGCUUUAAAUACAAAAAUACCAAAAAUAAUGUGCUCUACAAUGAGAGUACUUCAGCAUUUAGUACGUUCUGCUGAUGAUAUUGGCGAAGCAUUAGUCCCAUAUUUUAGACAAAUUCUUCCAAUUUUAAACUUACUUAAAAAUAGAAAUGUCAACCUUGGUGAAGGAAUUGAUUAUUCUCAACAAAAGGGUGAAAAUACAGCAGAUAUAAUACAAGAAACACUUGAAGUUUUAGAAAUGUAUGGUGGAGAAGAUGCAUUUAUAAACAUUAAAUACAUGGUUCCAACUUAUGAGUCAUGUGUUAUGAACUAAUAUAUCAAAUAAUUGUA
This is a messenger RNA of Polistes dominula (European paper wasp), 752 nucleotides long. RefSeq names its product parkin coregulated gene protein. Gene Ontology annotation, molecular function: Hsp90 protein binding; Hsp70 protein binding. The record is from RefSeq and is a predicted model, not a curated record. NCBI's taxonomy places the organism in Eukaryota, Metazoa, Arthropoda, Insecta, Hymenoptera, Vespidae.